GAAAUCAAAGUAAACUAAGCCAGCUCCAAAGUCUUGGUUGGAUCACCCCACACUGUCCCACUUUCUCUAAAAUAUUUGAUCAUCUCUCUUGAUAAAUAGAAAAAAGAGGCUUGACCUUUGAAGAGUGAGACAAAACCCUUCAAUCUCCUUCCUUGCUUAAUUUCCAUGGAGGAUUAUAACAAACAAAUUAGACCCUAUGGAAAUAGUCAAAUGAUGCAGAUGGAGGGCUACUAUGGAGCAACUAACCCUAAUUAUGAUAUUAGGUCCUAUAGUGAUUUUUCCUAUGCACAAACUCAAAGGGGUCCUAAUAAUAAGGACUUGAAGUUGAAGAAAGGGAAAAGCAUUUCAUCAAGGUCUUCAAUUUCCAAGUCAUGGAGCUUUGGUGAUGAUCCUGAAUUUCAAAGAAAGAAAAGGGUUGCUAGCUACAAAAUGUAUUCUGUGGAAGGAAAAGUGAAAGGUUCAUUUAGGAAAAGCUUUAAGUGGCUAAAGAAUAGGUAUUGGCAUGUGGUUUAUAGCUUGUGGUGAUUUUGUGGUUCCUUUGUUUUUCCUUAACAAAAUUUGAUUAUGAUCAGUUUAAUUGAGUUUGUCAUAAAACGUUUGCUUAUAAAUUGGUCUUACUUUAUUGGCUAGAGAAAGAUCUUAUAAGUUGUGGAAUAAAUCUGUAUAUGGGUGAUAUGUAAAGUGUGUGAUGUUAUUUCCUUCUAUUCAGACUCUUUGUACUCUUACAAGCCUAUGUUUAUAAAUAAAUAAAGGAUAAUGUUAAUGAGUGUCUUUAAGA
Medicago truncatula (barrel medic) is the source of this 778-nucleotide messenger RNA. RefSeq lists its product as uncharacterized. Lineage: Eukaryota; Viridiplantae; Streptophyta; Magnoliopsida; Fabales; Fabaceae. The transcript has a single exon. The record is from RefSeq and is a predicted model, not a curated record. Bases 166 to 525 code for a protein of 119 amino acids.